CAUGAUGCCCAACCUUACCUCCACAUCUGAAUUUCUGCUCCUGGAAUUUUCAGACAUACGAGAACUACAGAUCUUACAUUUCUUUGUAUUCUUAGCAGUAUACUUGACUGCAGGGAUUGGGAAUCUUCUCAUCAUCAUUGCUGUAGCCCUGGAUCAUCACCUGCACACUCCAAUGUACUUCUUUCUUGUGAACCUGGCACUUCUGGAUAUCGGCUUGGUUUCCAUCAUUGUACCCAAAGCUAUGGUCAAUUCCCUCCUGAACACCAGGUCCAUUACUUAUCCUGCCUGUGUAGCUCAGGUUUUCUUCUUCUUCUUCCUUGAUGGGUCAGAUUUUGCCAUCUUAACUAUAAUGGCACAUGAUCGGUAUGUCGCUAUCUGCAAUCCACUGCAAUAUGAGACAAUUAUUCACAAAGGGGCCUGCAUUCAGAUGGCAGUCAGUGCAUGGAUUGCUGGUAUACUCAAUGGUAUAUUACACACUGGAGGAACUUUUGCCAAUACUUUCUGCUCCAAUACGAUCAAUCAGUUCUUCUGUGAAGCUCCACAGAUUCUAAAACUCUCCUGUUCUGACAUGUAUCUAGUAGAAGUUGGUUUUGUUAUGUUUAGCUGUUCCCUUGGACUAGGAUGCUUCAUCUUCAUCAUUGUCUCCUACAUGAAGAUUUUUGCAGCAGUGCUCAAAAUCCCUUCUGUUCAUGGUCAGAAAAAGGCCCUCUCCAUUUGCCUUCCCCACAUCACUGUGGUGACUUUGUUUCUAUUUACUGGCUUCUUGGCCCAUAUGAGGCCGCGCAGUCAAAAUUCAUCUGACCAGAAUGUUCUUUUUGCAAUUUUUUAUGUUAUCAGCCCUUCCUUGCUCAAUCCAUACAUCUACAGCAUGCGAAACAAAGAAAUCAAAACUGCAUUGUUGAAGCUCUAUGAUUUGGGUCGUUUCCCGAAGAAAAUUGCAAGCAAAGCUUUUCUACAAAAAUGGGAUUGA
Molecule: messenger RNA, 970 nt
Organism: Heteronotia binoei (common prickly gecko)
Lineage: Eukaryota; Metazoa; Chordata; Lepidosauria; Squamata; Gekkonidae
Product: olfactory receptor 14A16-like
Exons: 1
Coding region: 2-970 (322 amino acids)
Biological process (GO): G protein-coupled receptor signaling pathway
Cellular component (GO): membrane
Molecular function (GO): olfactory receptor activity; G protein-coupled receptor activity; odorant binding
Source: RefSeq, a predicted model, not a curated record